AUCGGGGCUACUUAGUCACACUGUUCCUUCGUGUGCUCGGAAGAGUUACAAUAAAUCCAAGUUUCUAAAGUUUUAACUGAAAAUAGUUCAAAACCCGUUCUUUAUUUGCUAAAUUCACAGCAGUUUUAAGUUUAGACAAAGUUCCGUGCACGCAUACACACAACUGAGAAGCUUCCGGCACGAUGGCGAUGUCCCUCAGUAUUGGCUCGAUGAAGCUGAACAAAUGGCAGGUGGCUCUACUCCUCGGCGCUCCCCUGGCCAUUGGGUUGGGCACAUAUGCGGUUAAGCGCUGGACCGCUGCGCCCGACGGAAGGGCCAAGGAUGUGGACGUGGAAGAGAAAAAGCGCGCCAAGGGCAAAAUCGAGCAGCAGGGCAUCUCCCUCGACGGGACAGCUCCGGACAAGGAGCUGGAACGAAAGAAAAAGUCCGCCGAGCUCGGAGAGGAGCUGUCGCCGCUGAAGGAAGCCACCAACUACAAGAACGAGGGCAACAUCUGUUACCGGAACGGCAAAUAUGACGAGGCCAUCAACUUUUACGACAAGGCAAUCGACAAAUGUCCCAAGGAGCACCGUACCGACAUGGCCAUAUUCUACCAGAACCGUGCCGCCUCCUAUGAAAUGCUCAAGAAGUGGUCCAAGGUGAAGGAGGACUGCACCGCUUCCCUAGAGUUUAAUCCGCGCUAUGCCAAGGCCUACUAUCGUCGUGCCCGUGCCUACGAGGCCACUAAAGACAUGAUGGAGUGCCUGGACGAUGUCACCGCCACCUGCAUUCUCGAGAUGUUCCAGAACAACCAGACCAUCAUGUUCGCGGACCGCGUCCUUAAGGAGACUGGCCGUGUGGAUGCCGAGAAGGGAAUGCUCACCAGGAUACCCGUUGUGCCCUCGACCUCUUUCGUCAAUACCUAUAUGCGCUCCUUUAUUGCGGAUCCGCUGCAGACCAUGGAACUCCCGCCAGCCCAGGACACAGAACUGGCACCGGCCAAGGGAUUCCUGAGAGCAAGACAAGCUUACCUAAAGGAGAAGUACGACGACAUCAUACCCGCCUGCACCGAGGAGAUCGAGUCGUCGGAAGCGGAAGCACAGUACAAGGUCGAGGCGCUGCUCAUGCGCGGUACCUUCCACCUUCUGUGCGGAUCAUACACAGAGAGCGAGCAGGACUUCAAUGCCAUCCUUCAAAAUGCCGAUGCUGAUCCCACAUUGCGAGCCUACGCCUACCUUAAGCGAGCCGCUCUCUAUAUUCAGCUGGACCAGCGCGAGAAGGGUCUGGCCGACUUUGAAGAGGCGGAGAAGCUGAAGCCGGAAAACCCAGAUGUGUAUCAUCAGCGUGCCCAAAUUCUGCUGCUGCUGGAGCAGAUCGAGCCCGCGUUGGUUGAAUUCGACAAGGCUGUGCGCCUUGCGCCUAAUCACCCCAUUGCCUUCGUCCAGAAGUGCUACGCCGAGUACCGUUUGUCCCUGCUGGCCGGAGACCAAAGGCGUUUGGAAGGCGUGAUGCGCAGCUUUGAACAGGCAAUUGAGCGUUUCCCCAGCUGCGUCGAAUGUUACAGCCUGAUGGCCCAGGUGCUGUCUGACCAGCAGCAGUUCAAUCAGGCACAGGAAUACUACGAGAAGGCCAUUCGACUGGCGCCAACAAAUCCGACGUUGAUCGUGCAUCAGGCCAUCAUGGUGCUGCAGUGGCGCGGCGACGUCGAGACAGCCGUUAAACUGCUUAAUAAGGCCAUCGAGGUGGAUCCAAAGUGUGAGCUGGCUUACGAGACCCUAGGAACUGUGGAGGUGCAGCGGGCGCAGCUUAAAAACGCCGUCGAUCUCUUUGAGAAGGCCCUGCUGUACGCCAAGAGCCAGGCGGAGUUAAUACAUGUCUACUCUCUGCGGAAUGCGGCGAUGGCCCAGAUUAAUGUCACCAAGAAGCUCGGUAUCGACAUGAACACAGUUUCGGCUAUGGCUCAGACAGGAAUGAUGCCGCAAGAAAUCGUGUAGAGUGGAGCAGCGAGUAGGGAGCGGAGCAUUUAGCCACAGACGCACCACCAGGAGCAAGCCUACUCCAACUAAGUUAAUAUCGACCAUCAUUUACCUGUUAUUUAUAUAUAUAUAUAAAGCUUGUUUACGUUUAUGCUGCUCUAGCUAUAGCUAUAUAUAGCAUAUAGAAAUCGUCAUGUAUUAUGGUA
Molecule: messenger RNA, 2161 nt
Organism: Drosophila serrata
Lineage: Eukaryota; Metazoa; Arthropoda; Insecta; Diptera; Drosophilidae
Gene: Tom70
Product: translocase of outer membrane 70
Biological process (GO): protein import into mitochondrial matrix; protein insertion into mitochondrial inner membrane
Cellular component (GO): mitochondrial outer membrane
Molecular function (GO): transmembrane protein transporter activity; protein binding
Source: RefSeq, a predicted model, not a curated record